This is a messenger RNA of Paralichthys olivaceus (Japanese flounder), 800 nucleotides long. It is a transcript of the gene lyrm7, whose product is annotated as LYR motif containing 7. The record is from RefSeq and is a predicted model, not a curated record. Lineage: Eukaryota; Metazoa; Chordata; Actinopteri; Pleuronectiformes; Paralichthyidae. Gene Ontology annotation, cellular component: mitochondrial matrix. Gene Ontology annotation, molecular function: protein folding chaperone. Gene Ontology annotation, biological process: mitochondrial respiratory chain complex III assembly.
UGUCUCGUCCGCCAUGUUGGCGCAGAUGAAAGCAGAACUACGCCGCACGUGCUUUGACUACAAAAAUGCGUCAUUUUUAAAAGUCCGCCCUGAUUGGUCGACACAAAUAUACUUCCUGGACACCGGAAGUGAGUUUGAAGUCAAGAUGGGGACUCGCGUGAAGGUCCUGAGCGUGUUUAAAGCGCUGCACAGAACAAGAAUGACUGUAUUCAAAGACGACAGCAGAGCACUGACAGCUGCAAGAUUAAAGAUCAAUGAGGAGUUCCAGAAAAACAAAGAUGAAACAUCAGAAGAAAACAUUGCAAAGAUGAUCAAAAUGGGCUCAGAUGUGGAAGCGGUUCUUCGACAGACCGUUUUACAAAUGGAACAUGUCGCAGAUAACACACUAUUGCUCGUACCCAGAGAGAGCCUUCUACUAGAAAAUGUUCCCUAUUGUGACCAGCCCAGGAAAAAGACAUGACAUAUUAAAUCUUUCUCACCCAAAAAAAGAGACUCACUGUCAUCCAUCUGCAGUUUAAAGUAUUUAACCCAAACAUUUGAAGAUCAUCUCUACAAUGCCGGUUUUUGAUUCACUGCUGGUGUCGGCUGUUCUACUGUAAGAAAUCACUGCUACAAACUGGAUAAUGUAGUUUCAUGUAUAGUGUUGUGUCAAAUAUUAUUUAAAUGUUUUCAUUUCAUUUGGAAUUGUUCUGCUUGACCUUUAGCAGCUCGUGGUCACCCUGAAGUCGGUGGAAAUGCUGCUUUGCUGCUACUGAAAAAUAAAUGUAUGACUGCGAACUUAUUAAAGACGAGGAUCCCCA